Chlorocebus sabaeus (green monkey) is the source of this 1145-nucleotide messenger RNA. NCBI's taxonomy places the organism in Eukaryota, Metazoa, Chordata, Mammalia, Primates, Cercopithecidae. The record is from RefSeq and is a predicted model, not a curated record.
CCGCACAAUGGCGCCCGUCGGCCGGCGGCGAAGUGCGUCAGCCCGCCGUCCCGGACUACAACUCCCAGAUGCCCCCGCGGCGUGCCAGCUCGCCUCACCCAGCGGCGGCCAUCUUGACCGGCCGGUUAGGGGCGGCAGGCGAAGCCAGGGAAGGCAGGAGGAGGGCACUCGUCGAUGUCCCUCGGCGGUCCAGCUAGGCAAGGGGAAGCCUCUGAUGAGGGACGCUAGGCCGCAGGGCCCCACACUAAUGUGGGCGGUGACCCGAGCUGGAAGAGAGUCGUGCCCUGCCACGAAGGCGACCACUCUUGGGGCAGAGCAGAAGCUGGAGAUAGGAAAGGAGCUGGACAGGGGUCAGGCCGGAAGUGCGGAGGAGAGGAAACUGAAGUCUCUAACUGUCCAGGACCUGGUGUGUGCCACCAUCGUUGGACCCAGGGUGCUCUCGUCUUCCUUGGAAGCUCAGGACAAGGAGGUAUUCUCUUGGCUUCCUCAAGGACCGACAUCUGGUGUUUUCGUAUCUUCCUUAGGUCCCAGGUCCUGGUAUGGUCUUGUCUUCUUGGGAUCUGAGGGCCUUGAUGAUCUCUCUCGGUGCUCAGGGCACUGUGCACUCUUUCUUAAUAUUUCCUGGCAGGUCUCAGCAGUCCUCUGCCUCCCUCUGGUGGUCCUGUACAUUGCCUGCUAAACUUGUUCCACGGGUUGUUAGUUUUUUUGGUCACUGUGGAGGAUCCAACCUCAGGCUACACGUUGUUUAAUUGUUGUUGCUGUUAGUGUGUUGAUUUUGGCAUAGGAGUAUUUACUUAGAGACUGCAGAUAUCUUACAGUCUAAUAAUAUUUCCUUGGAUUUUUCUUGUCUAUUAUAGAUAUAACACUAUCCCCAAUUAAUAAGUAAUUUGAUAUCUUCCUUUUCCAUACUUCAACUUUAAAAAAGUAACAUUGUAUAGUCCUAGCUAGUAUGACAGAGCUAUGUCAAGUAGUCAUGUUUACUAAUAGUCAGUCUUGUUUUGUUCCGGAUUUGAAUAGGGAUACGUCUAACCCUUCAUAUUCAAGUUUGAUGGAGGCCCUUAAUCGCAAGGAAGCAAACCCCCUUAGAAAUUCUUUUUUUUUUUUUUUUUUCUUGAGACAGGGUCUUGCUCUGUCACCCCGGCUGG